Molecule: messenger RNA, 657 nt
Organism: Ordospora colligata OC4
Lineage: Eukaryota; Fungi; Microsporidia; Ordosporidae
Product: ribosomal protein L10
Exons: 1
Coding region: 1-657 (218 amino acids)
Biological process (GO): ribosomal large subunit assembly; translation
Cellular component (GO): ribosome; cytosolic large ribosomal subunit
Molecular function (GO): structural constituent of ribosome
Source: RefSeq, a predicted model, not a curated record
AUGGGAAGAAGGCCAGGAAGAUGCUACAGGUAUUUGUCUAAGAAGGCGUACCCGAAGUCCAGAUUCAACAGAGGAGUUCCGGAUUCUAAGAUACAGAUUUUUGAUCUUGGAAGGAGGAAAGCAGGAGUGUUUGAGUUCCCGCUGAUGGUUGAAUGUGUGUCGAAUGAGAAUGAGAAUGUAUCUGCGGAGGCAUUGGAGGCAGCACGUAUCUGUGCAAACAAGUACAUGGUGAAGCAUGCAGGGAAGGACAAUUUCCAUAUGCGUAUGAGGGUGUAUCCGUUGCAUGUACUGAGGAUCAACAAAAUGUUGAGCUGUGCAGGAGCAGAUAGACUGCAGACUGGAAUGCGAGGAUCUUUUGGAAAGCCAUAUGGCAGAGCAGCUCGAGUGUUUGGAGGGCAGUCGCUUAUAAGCAUCAGAACCAAACCGGAGAAUCAGAGCAUUGCAGUUGAGGCAUUGAGAAGGGCGAAGAAUAAGUUUCCUGGACAUCAGAGCAUCCGUGUGAGCUCUAAGUUUGGAUUUACUAAUGUACUUUCUGAUGAGUUCAAUGAACUGAGGGAGAAGAACAGGAUUAUUGCGAAGGGAGACAUGUUUUUUGUGCUGAGGGAGAAGGGAAGCAUUGAGAAGUUCAAGAAUAACCUUGAGAAGACUACCAAUUAA